AUGAGCCAAAUGCAUCAGGAACGGCAGAAGGAUCUGCCAUGGAUUAUUUCUUUGCCUCCUAAGGUAUCAUUUUUCACCGGCCGACGUGAUUUAAUACAACGUAUUGACGAACAAUUGCAUUCUCCCGAUGUUAUAAAUCAAGGGAUGGCAGCCCUUGUUGGUAUUGGAGGUGUUGGCAAAUCUUGCUUAGCUUUACAUUAUGCCCAUAGCAAUAUUCAGCAGUAUAAUAUUGUCGCAUGGCUUAAUGCUGAAAAUGAAAUCUCAUUACAAAAUGACAUGGUCAAGUUAGGCCAACGAAUUGUUGAUUCUAUGUCUGAUGGUUCACAUCGUAUUCCACCAACACUGCAUACAUUGCAAACGUUAAUGGAACAAUAUCAAAAGACACCAGCAAUUCGCCAUGAUUUAACAUCAGAUUCCCUUAAACGCCAAUCUAGAGAUACACAAUUAUUAGAGCGUAUUAUUGAAGUUAGCAAAGAUGCUUUAGAUCAACAAUUAAUAGGUCCAUGGCUGUUAAUUUAUGAUAAUGUUCAUCGUGUUAAAAUGGUUAACAAGUAUAUUCCAACGAUGCGCACUGGCCAUAUCAUCUUAACAUCUCGUCAUCGUAGCUGGGAUGAUAUGAUUGAAAUAGAUAUAUUCAAUCGGAAAACAUCGAUUGAAUUUUUACAUCGAGUGGUAGAACCACAUGGUCAUUCCCAUCAACCGAUAGAGAAUGAUGACGCUUGGGAUAAUAUUGCCGAUAUCUUGGGUGAUUUACCAUUAGCACUUGCACAAGCUGCUCAAUAUAUUAGAAGGAAAAAAAUUAGCAUUACAACUUAUGUGGAUCAAUUUAAAAGUUUAUAUCAAAAUUUAUGGCAACAGGAAGCGCCAUCGUCAUCCUAUAAGCAAUACUUGAGUGAAAAUGAUGAUCAAUGUGUUGUUGUAGAGCACACUGUGGAGACAACAUGGCAAAUUGCCAUCUCACAAGUUAGUUGUAUCAAUCCUACUGCUUGUGAUUUAAGCACGAUUGCUGCUUACUUAUCACCUAAUAAUAUUAGCCGUGAAUUAUUAGUUCAAUUAGGUGUUCGAAUACUCCAUGUAACUGAGAACGACGUUGAAAUUGCUCUCGAUUUAUUACAUGAUUACUGCUUGAUGAGUUGGAAUGGGAACUGUUAUAAUAUCCAUCGUUUGUUACAAUUAGUUAUACGCCAUAAGUAUCAAGAUUCAGGUGUUGAUCAAGUGGUGGUCGAGAAAUUAUUCCAGUAUUAUAGCGAAAGGCUUUACUAUGAUCGUCGUAAUAUUCAACAAACUCUUGCUAAUAUUGCUUUAAUUGAACAUUUUGAAAUGGCUCGAAACUACCUCAAUGUAUAUACACUCCAUGAUGGAAAAGAAGACAAUUAUCGCCAUCGACAAUUAGUUAAUUCUGUCAUUUUAAAUGUAAGUCACAUUUAUUAUAAUUUAGCUAAUAUGGUUAGAGCUAAAGACUACGUCGAUGAAGUCUUAACCUCGAUACCAUCAUCAACGACAGAAAAAUUUAUCAAUGAAGGUAUCCAUGAAAACCAGCGGCAUCAAUUUAGUCGAGCCAUUAAAUUAAAAGGCAAAAUCAUUAUGGAAAUGAAUGAUUAUGAUAGCGCUCUUAAUAAUUUUCAUCAAGCACUGGAAUUAGAACGACAACAUCAAAACACUUUACAAGAAGAUAUUGGUAAGACAUUACAGCUUAUCGGUCAAGCCAAUUGUCGAAUUGGGAAAUUUGAUAUUAGUCGUCAAUACUUACAGCAAGCAAUUGAAUUGCAAAGGCAACAUCUAGGUGAAAAUCAUCUAGAUGUAGCUAAAACAUAUUUAUGGCUUGGACGUGUAGCUAGUAAAACUGGUAAUCUUACUGAAGCUUUGACGCAUGCUAACAAGGCAUUAAAAAUUAAAAAACAACUACUUGGUGAAAGUAACCUCGAUGUAGCUAUGAUCUACGAGACGAUAAGUAAUAUUUGUCGUGAAAAUUAUAAAUAUGAUGAUGCUUUACGCUACUUUCAGAACGCUAUUGAAUUUUAUAAAUUGCACUUGGGUGAGAAUGCCCUUAAAGUAGCUGAUGGAUUGCAUUCACUGGGCCGUAUUUAUCGCCAAGUUAAAGAUCUUGAUCAAGCCAUGUCAUGUGAUGUUAAUGCUUUAAACAUUAAACAAAAACAAUUAGGUCACGAGCAUGUUAGCUUAGCUUAUACCUAUGAUGAACUUGGCUUAGUCUAUAUGGCGAAAAAUGAUUACGAUAACGCUAAAGAUAACCUAAUGAAAUCAUUGCAAAUCAAAAUAAAACAACUUGGUGAACAACAUAUGAAUGUAGCUUAUACACUAGAUAAAAUUGGUUUAUUAUAUAAAGCCAAUGAAAAUUAUUCCCAAGCCAUGGAAUCUUUUAAUCAAUCGUUGGAAAUUAAAAAGAAACAACUUGGUGAAAAUCAUGCUAGUGCUGCAUAUACAUAUCAUCAAAUUGGAAUCAUCUAUAAAGAAAAGGACGAUUAUAUCAAUUCGUUAAAGUAUCUGCAGUGUGCAUUAAAAAUUAAAAGAGACAGCUUCGGUGACGAUCAUGUCCAAACAUCUUAUACUCUACAUGAAAUUGGGUUGUUGUAUAAAAAAUUUGGUGAUUCUGAUGAAGCAAUACGAUACUUGCAAAGAGCUCAUGAUACUAAAGUAAAACAGCUUGGUCAGGAUCAUAUCCGAGCUCUGGAUUCAAUGGCUGAAAUAAACGCUAUCCGUGAUCAAAUAAAAAAAGUUAAAAUCACAAUAGUUUAA
Molecule: messenger RNA, 2754 nt
Organism: Trichoplax adhaerens
Lineage: Eukaryota; Metazoa; Placozoa; Uniplacotomia; Trichoplacea; Trichoplacidae
Exons: 1
Coding region: 1-2754 (917 amino acids)
Molecular function (GO): ADP binding; protein binding
Source: RefSeq, a predicted model, not a curated record